AUGGAACAUAUGAUUGCAGUUGAUGGAACUAGAAGGAAAGUAAAGUACAAAUAUUGUGUGAAGAUUGUCUUAGGAGGUGUUUAUGGAACUAGAAGGAAAGUAAAGUACAAAUAUUGUGUGAAGAUUGUCUUAGGAGGUGUUUACCAUUUACCAUUUGAAGCACCGUUUGACACGGAAGAAUUUGUAGCUAAGGUUUCAGAUACGCGCACGAUGUCUAGGGCUCCCAUUCUCAUUAAGGAGCUGGUCCAAGGGAACCAGGUGUGGAAAAUGCACAUCAGGGUCGUUGACCUGUGGGUUGUUACAGAAAAAACAGGGUAUCAACACCUAGAGUGUGUUUUACAAGAUGGAACGGGUGACCAAAUCCAUGUGACCAUUAGCCGUUGGGAUUUUAAAGAUUGGAUAGAGCAGAUCAAAGAGCAUGAAACUUAUUAUCUGUAUAAUGGGGAGCCUGUGGCUAAUGAUGGCCCUUUGAAAGUAUGUUCGAACCCUCUCAAGAUUCUUUUUAAUGGAGGCACUACUCUCACCAAGGUGGACAUGCCGGACAUCCCACCACACAAAUUCAACUUCCAUGCCAUUGAAAACUUUCUCAAUGGACAUUUCAAGCCUGAUAUGCUCUAUGAUGUUAUUGGUGUCUUGCAAGAUGUUGUUAAGACACAAAUGGGGGGUGGGGGUAAGAAGUCCUGUACCAAUAUCACAUUACGUGAUGUUGUGGGAAAUGCCAUUGAAGUUGCUUUAUGGGGUGAUUUUAGCAAACAAUUCAUGGACUACAAGACUCUUGGCAAACAUGUUGGUCCCACAAUUAUCAUUUUGACUCAUGCUUGGUGUAAGCCCAAUACAGUAUCUGGAUUACCAAGUCUAUCUAAUGCUUGGAAUGGCUCGAAACUCCUGAUUAACUUAGACCAUCCACAAGUGGAAACCUUCAAAACCAGUUUUGGAGCAGCUGAUUUGUCAAAUGCAUCCAACCUUUCUCUAUCACUAACUUGUGAUUCAUCCAUUCAAUCCACAAACCAGAAUUGGACUAGCCGUAAUGAGGUCAGGAUUAUCCGUGACAUUUAUGAAGGAGAAAAGGAUUGUUUUGCAACUACUAUUGGAACUACCAAACGAUUCAAGGCUUCAAGGUUUGGAUGGUUUUUUGAGAGCUGCCCAGGAUGUAAGAUUUCUAUCAAGUCCGUUGGAGGGAAAGUUGAGUGCCACUGUGGAGUUAAAGAUGUUGAACCAAUUACUAAAUUCAAAAUAGAAGUUGAAGUUGAAUAUGAUGGCUUUAAUGGAACCUUUGUCUUUAGGGAUAAGGAUUGUGUCCCAUAUACUAAACUGUCUGCUAAAGAGUUAAGAAAGCUCAUGAUAGCGAAUGGAGAAGACAACCCAAAAAUAUGGCCGGCUCAAGUUGACAAUUUGUUGAAUAAGGAAAUGGCGUUCCGUAUCAAAUUUCAAUCAUCUUACAAACAGUAUUCAAUUGUGACAAUUCUUAAUGAGGAUAAUGUUUACAACAAACUUAAGGGAUACCUAACCCCGGAUGAGGAGCAUACAUCAAAUGCUCCUGUUUUGGAGAUCUCCAAUUCUGAUCCAAAUCAUGAGCCAACUGAACCUAUUGUAAGGGCCUAA
Molecule: messenger RNA, 1602 nt
Organism: Vicia villosa (hairy vetch)
Lineage: Eukaryota; Viridiplantae; Streptophyta; Magnoliopsida; Fabales; Fabaceae
Exons: 10
Coding region: 1-1602 (533 amino acids)
Source: RefSeq, a predicted model, not a curated record